Messenger RNA from Parus major (Great Tit), 2449 nucleotides. RefSeq names its product centriole, cilia and spindle associated protein (gene CCSAP). Gene Ontology annotation, molecular function: microtubule binding. Gene Ontology annotation, cellular component: cytoskeleton; axon; centriole. The record is from RefSeq and is a predicted model, not a curated record. Lineage: Eukaryota; Metazoa; Chordata; Aves; Passeriformes; Paridae. Bases 72 to 833 code for a protein of 253 amino acids. Gene Ontology annotation, biological process: regulation of mitotic spindle assembly. The transcript is spliced from 3 exons.
GGAGGGGGCGGGCUCGGCCGGCGGAUCCCGGCUCCCGGCUGCGGCUCCCGGCUGCGGCUCCCGGCUCCGCCAUGGUGGUGCCGGCGCGGCGAGUGAAGACGGAGUACAUGAAGCGCUUCAAGGAGCCCAAGUGGGAGUCGUGCGGCGCCUGCUACCUGGAGCUGCUGCACUACCGCCUCAGCCGCCGGCUGCUGGAGCAGGCACACCGGCCCUGGCUCUGGGACGGCUGGGAGCAGGACAGCGGCAGCGGCGGCGGCAGCACCGCCGGCUCCCCCUCGCCGCCGGGCGCCGGCAGCCCCGCGGCCCCGCGGGAGGAAGAGGAGGCGGCGGCGGCGGGAGCGGCAGUACCGAGCGAGGCGGGACGGGCGAGCCCCGAGAAAGAAAAAGAAGACCAAGAAAAGCAGGAGAAGGAAGAGCAAGAGAAAGCUGUAGAACAUGCUCCUGUAAAGGAAGCAGACAAAACCAACCGUACAGGACGACGUCCAAGUCGAAGUGCCUUGUCCAGUCGUAAUGAUCGAAAAUCAGCCAAAAGUCCCCAAAGGACAGAUGCACCAAAGGAGAAUAAACAUCCAUUUGCUCUGUAUGGGUGGGGAGAAAGACAGAUGGAUACUGGGAGCCAGAAAACUCACAAUGUCUGUGCUUCUGCUUCAGUGAAUGAGAUUCACGAAUCUGCUCUACGAGCAAAGAACAGGAGACAAGUGGAGAAAAGGAAGCUUUCUCAGAGGCGGGUGCGGUCGGCAGAGGCAGAAAACACUUGGCGAACAAAGCCCUCCCCAGCAGACAACCCCUGGAUGACAGAGUACAUGAGAUGCUACUCAGCAAGAGCUCUCUGAACCUGGAUUCCCUUAGGCAUCCUCAGAAGAAGUUACGCAUAUCAGGACACUGGUGCAAGGAACCAAACCACUUAUGCAAGGUUUUUAUAGGGAGUUUCCAGCUGUUAAAAUAUUUGUUACAAUGUUUUUAUCUUGGCUACCUACCUCACAGUGGGGUGUAUUCUUGGAGCCAUAACAUUUGAAGAGGCUUUUAGAUAUAACUACCCAAACUUUUAAACAAUUCCCCUUUUGGGAAUUUUUCUAAUGCUUCAGUUAGUUUGUUUUGAGGGUGGGAGGGGGAACCUUAGCAUAAAGGGAGUCAGAACAAACACUUUUUUGAUCAUGGUUUCAAAUAAUCUGUAAUUCCCUUAUUUAAAGUAUAAGUCAUGGGGAGAUGGUAUUGGGGAAAGACUUUAAAGGAGUGAUGGAGGUGCCUUUGUAUUUAUAAAACUAUAUAACACUUUUAUGAAAAUAAGCAUAUGAAGACAGGUGACAGGAAGCCAAUGUUUCUGGUAAUUAACACUAAUAAGUGUAGAUGCUUUAGGCGGGCAAAUACCAAGUAUUGUCUAUACACAGAAACUUUAAAAACAACAAAAAAACCCAAACAAAACCAACCUUAUUUGAUUAGUAAAUCUGCUGAUGCUGACUUUUAUCACUGUUUCUAAGAUCAUUAGAAUAAACCACUCAUUUUCAGGGCAAGAAACAGUUACAGGAUCAUUUUGCUGUAGCUGUUCCUGUUGUACCAAAUAACUAAUGUAGACAAUCAUACAAACAGUUAUUUGUUCACAAAUAUAGAGUUGUACCACUGUACUAACCUUGUGGUCACACUUAGUUUGUACUUAAUCAUGUAAAUGCAUUUAUUGAAGGAGAGGGCUGGCUCCUUUCUGGUGAGGUCUAUUUUUAACACUUCAGAGAAUCUAUUAUGCUCAGUGGGGGUCAGAGUGCAAUAUGCAUUCCCCUUGGAGGUAUUGUACAAGUAUACAGUUAAAGGGUUUAAACUUGAAAAUUAUGUUGAUAAAACUUGUAGAUGAUGUCCUGAGAAACUUGCUGCCUCUUGAAAUUGGUGCAGAACCCCUCACUUACGGGGGGAAUGGGGAAGGGGGUAAGGGCUAGGGAAAGGAGGGGUGUAACCUUUAGUAAACAAGAACAUAUAAUGAAGUUUGAACAUUUUUGUUUCGUAGGUCCUACUUCUACACAGUAAGACAGUCAUUGUGAUAUCCUUGGUGGUUUUGUUUCGCUCAGGUGGCUGUAAAUUAUCUUUUUUUCAGUUUGCUAAUUAUGCUUUAGGCAGAUGAUUGCUGUAGUUGUGAGCUUCAAAGUUUUGUUCAAAUCUGUUGUGUGUUAGUUACGUGUGUUGGUUAUCUCGGUUUAAUUGUUUUGAAGCUUGUGUUUUACAGGCUGGACACGUUCCCACAGGAUGCAUACUUGCACUUCUGCAGCAGAAACCUGCACUAGUUUUAGCUUCAUUCCACAAUCUCAGUAAGGAGGACUCUAGAAUUACUAUUGCAACAGAGUACACACACGUAGUGAAAAGUCUGAUUGUGUUCUUGAAGAAAGUAAUUGUGUGAAGGGUCCAAGCACUGCUGCCUCCUAGUGUCUAUUACAUCACUAUAGAUUUUAUUACUCACAAUUUUGAU